Messenger RNA from Penicillium egyptiacum, 948 nucleotides. Lineage: Eukaryota; Fungi; Ascomycota; Eurotiomycetes; Eurotiales; Aspergillaceae. The record is from the annotation of a GenBank genome assembly.
AUGGAGAACUAUCAGAAAAUUGAGAAAGCCGGCGAAGGAGCAUACGGUAUCGUCUACAAGGCUCGAGAGCUGAACUACCCUAACCGCAUCGUUGCUCUAAAGAAGGUCCGACUCGAAACCGAGGAUGAGGGCGUCCCUAGUACAGCCAUCCGAGAAAUCUCCCUUCUCAAAGAAAUGAAAGACCCGAAUAUUGUCGAGUUGCUGAAUAUCGUACAUGUCGAUAGCCACCAACUCUAUCUUGUCAUGGAGUUCUUAGACUUGGACCUGAAGAGAUAUAUGGAGGCAUUGCCUGUCAGCGAAGGUGGCCGCAGUAGACCUCUACCUAAUGGAUUGAGCAUAAGCCUUGGUCUAGACGAAGCGAUGGUGAAGAAGUUCAUGGCACAACUUAUUGAGGGUAUCCGCUAUUGCCACAGUCAUCGUAUUCUGCAUCGUGAUUUAAAGCCGCAGAACUUGCUUAUUGACCGGGAGGGUACUCUGAAAUUGGCAGACUUCGGACUGGCUCGGGCUUACCGCGUUCCGCAGGGGAGGUAUACCCAUGAGGUUGUGACCCUAUGGUAUCGUGCUCCGGAAAUUCUUCUUGGUGGUCGCCUGUACUGCACCGGCGUCGAUAUGUGGUCUGUGGGAGCUAUUUUUGCUGAGAUGUGCACCCGCAAGCCACUCUUCCCUGGUGACUCGGAAGUUGACCAAAUCUUCAAGAUAUUCCGCCUCCUUGGUACUCCUGACGAAGAGAGCUGGCCUGGUGUCACUGAGUUACCCGACUACAAAGCCAGCUUCCCUAAAUGGAAGCAGCCCAACACCACUCUGGUGCCCGGCCUAGAGAGUUCUGGCUGCGAGCUACUAGAGGCUCUUCUCCAGUACGACCCCGCGAAAAGGCUCUCCGCGAAGCAGGCUUGCCUGCAUCCUUACUUUCGUAAUGAAAGUUCAUACUACUCUGGUCGCGCUCGCUGA